Molecule: messenger RNA, 3201 nt
Organism: Carassius carassius (crucian carp)
Lineage: Eukaryota; Metazoa; Chordata; Actinopteri; Cypriniformes; Cyprinidae
Gene: pik3r2
Product: phosphoinositide-3-kinase, regulatory subunit 2 (beta)
Exons: 17
Coding region: 749-2929 (726 amino acids)
Biological process (GO): insulin receptor signaling pathway; phosphatidylinositol phosphate biosynthetic process
Cellular component (GO): phosphatidylinositol 3-kinase complex
Molecular function (GO): protein binding; 1-phosphatidylinositol-3-kinase regulator activity
Source: RefSeq, a predicted model, not a curated record
CUGAAUAAAGGGGAGGAAAGGAUGUGUACGACUCCGUCAGCCGCCGUCCUGCAGUCUAAGCCGUGUGCUUGACUGUAAAGAUGAGGAUUUCUCUCAGCAGAACUUUUUGUUUUAGCUUUCAGAAUGGACUUUUUCUUUUUUCCUGAAAGAACUCCGUCAUACAGUUCAGUAGCAUUACGUUAAAUACUUUAGUUCUAAUGAUGAAAAGGCGGAAAGGGGGAUGACGUGUUUCGGAGGGGGUGUUUCGGUGGUGUGAGGAUUGCGGGCUGUGGUUGGGUAUGUCAGUGCCACGUGUCUGCGCUUGCACCUCUCUUCUCCACACAGAGGAUGUCGGAUUGAGACCCUAGUGCGCCUAGUCAAAGUAGGUCAUCACGUUACACUAGGAGGAUCACAUCUUGAGAGGGAAUGUUGAGCAACCUGCUCUAAGACAACACCAGCUGAUUUGGCAAAUAAAUCUGUGAAGGACUUCAUUUUUUUUCUUUUCCGGAGCCUGAAUGAGCAUGCUGCAUUCCCUCUGUUCCAUCAUUUGGUUGAACCGCGGGUUCAAGUUGAGAAAAGUGGCCUGCUCGGCCAACACCGGUCAGGUCUAAGCCGUUGCUACCACGCAUGCCCAUUUAUGAGCUCCGUUCAGAAGUGCCUAGAUUUUAACCAAACGUCCCACGGUACGACACCAUUCGCACCCUUGCAAAGUUUCAUCCUCAAUCCGAUGCUCUUCUGCCUGGGGUGAUUGUCAGUUCAUACUCUGAAAAUGGCUGCCGAUGGCUUCCAGUACAGAUCUCUGUACUCCUACUCUAGCGACUGGGAGGAUGACAUUGACCUUGAGCCUGGUGAUGUCCUGACGGUCGACAAAGUGUCUCUGCUGUCACUGGGCAUCAAAGAGGGUGAGGAGGAGCACCCGGAAUGCAUUGGCUGGAUCUUGGGCUUUAACGAGCGAACCAAACAGAGGGGAGACUUUCCAGGGACGUACGUGCAGUAUGUGGGACCUGUGAAAAUGUCAGUGCCGUCUUGCCAGCCUCGUUCUCAGAGACCGCUUCCUGCUGUUCCCAGACCGGAGCCAACAGCCUCCUCGCAGGUUGCUGCAGUCCUGGACUUGACCAAACAGUUCACACAGGCGGAAACUGCUCCUCCUAAUCUUAUUAAGCUGGGCGAAGCAAUUGAGCGGACAGGUCUGGACUCUAGGGCACUAUACAGGACAUCCACUGCUUCAGCUUCUGACAGACAGAGCCUUGCUGAGCUGCAGGAGUUGGAUGUGGGACAGUGGGACAUUCAUGCCCUCUCGGAGGCAGUCAUUCGAUACCUGCAGGAACUUCCUGCCCCCAUCAUCCCUCCCUCUGUUUAUACAGACCUUCAGGCAGCAGUGCAGCUAGAAUCGGACGUCCCGUCCGUGAGGAGACGAGAGCAGCUGCUGCAGGUGCUGGAGAAGCCUGAAGUUCCACUGCAGAACCUCCUGACGCUGCAUUAUUUGCUCAGACAUCUGGAGAAGGUCUGCCAGCGUGGCGAGCAGAAUGGCCUCGACAUUCAUACCCUCUGCCAAAUCUUUGGCCCUCUGUUGAUCAGGGGCCCUGUGAGCGGGUCAGAAGAAGAUGAGGGGUUUCCUGCGGUUGCAGUUGAGAGACUUCUUUUGGAGAGAAUUUGGGAACAAGAGCCGACUCCUCCCGCUCUCCCUCCUAAACCGCCCAAAGCCAAAGCCAUGGCCUCAUCUGUGACCAAUGGAAACAGCAGCUUACUGAGUGAAGCUGAAUGGUACUGGGGGGACAUUUCAAGAGAGGAGGUGAAUGAGAAGAUGAGAGACACUCCUGAUGGUACGUUCCUGUUGCGGGAUGCAUCAAGCAAAGUGCAGGGAGAGUAUACCUUGACCCUCAGGAAAGGAGGCAAUAACAAACUGAUCAAGGUUUUUCACCGUGGGGGGAAGUAUGGCUUCUCGGAGCCUCUCACUUUUCUCUCUGUGGUGGAACUCAUCAACCACUACCGGCAUGAGUCACUGGCCCAGUACAACGCCAAGCUGGACACUCGCCUGCUCGUACCCGUGUCUAAAUAUCAGCAGGAUCAGGUGGUGAAAGAAGACAGCAUCGAGGCGGUAGGAGAGCAGCUGAAGGUUUAUCACGAGCAGUAUCAGGAGAAGAGUCGUGAAUAUGAUGUACUGUAUGAAGAAUACACACGCACAUCACAGGAGCUCCAGAUGAAACGAACAGCCAUAGAGGCCUUUAACGAGACCAUCAAGAUCUUUGAGGAGCAAUGCGAGACCCAGGAGCGCUUCAGCAGAGAAAGCAUUGAGAAGUUUCGCAGAGAAGGCAACGACAAGGAGAUUGAGAGAAUUCAGAGCAAUUCUGAGAAGCUGAAAUCCAGAGUGGCAGAGAUUCAUGACAGCAAGAGGAAGCUGGAGCUGGAAUUGAAGGAACAAGCUACAGACAAUCGAGAGAUAGACAAGAGGAUGAACAGCUUGAAACCAGACCUCAUACAGUUGAGGAAGCUACGGGACCAAUACCUUGUAUGGCUGACUCAGAAAGGCACCAAACAAAGGAAGAUCAACGACUGGCUGGGUAUAAAGAAUGAAUCAGAGGACUUCUAUUCUCUGUUGGAUGAUGAUGAUGAUGAUCAAGCACAUCACACCGAGUGCACCUGGUACGUUGGGGACAUCAAGCGCACACAGGCGGAGGAUCUCCUGAGAGGCAAACGAGACGGCACCUUCCUCAUCAGAGAGAGCCAGACCCAGAAGGGCUCCUUCGCCUGCUCUGUAGUUGUGGAUGGAGAGAUCAAACAUUGUGUGGUUUACAAGACGGCCACUGGUUUUGGAUUUGCUGAGCCCUACAACCUUUAUGGUUCCUUGAAAGACUUGGUCCUGCACUACAAACACACCUCUCUGGUCCAGCACAACGACUCACUGAAUGUAACCCUGGCCUACCCGGUCCUCGCACAGCAGCCUAGAUGAGCACCACCACAUGAGACGACCCAGGACACACAUAUAAAGCAUGAUUAAACGCAUUAUACGGAGCAAACUAUACUAACAGCGAACUUUUGUUUAUCGUAGAGAACAGAUAAGCACAGUAUAUUAUCGUAAGUAAACGUACGGCUUUUUUCGUAAGCCCAUAGCGUUCCGUAUCAAUCAUAGUCAGCUGCAGUAAUUACAGUGAGAUCACAGCUACUCUGUAUUUGUUGUCCCAACACAAGAGAGGAACUUAAAGAGAGGAAAGUGUCAUGUGA